AUGAAUGCACGAUUUAUCGGUUCUAAAGAACCCCUUCCACCUUGGCUAGAAGAUCUUUUCCAAACCAAAGAGCAAAUGGUGCAGAUCAGCAAAGAUGCAGAAAUAUGAACGCCAUGCUCCCAAAGGUGGUAUCAGCAGAAAGUCGUCGUCCUCCCCCUUGGGAACUCAACAAUCAUACGACUUUACUUACAACUUUUGGUCCGAAGAUAAUGGAAUUCCAGUAGCAUUUGAUCUUUUGAUCCUUGACUUUGAGAUCUUCCUUGUCAGCCUCACUGUUCAUCCCAUUCCCAAUCUUACUACUCAGCCUCUUCAUUUCAUCUGCAACUCUUGGGUUGACACAUUCAACAACACGCAUCUCACUCGUCUCUUCUUCGUCAACAAGUCAUACCUGCCUAGUCAAACACCAGGACUAUUGAGUGUUUUCCGAAAAAGAGAGCUGAAACUUUUAAGAGGAGAUAUAGAUGAAGUUCCAGUUGAUGAAGUUCGACAGGAAUGGGAUAGAAUCUAUGAUUAUGCUACCUACAAUGACUUGGGUGAUGUUGAUGCAAGUCCAGAUCUUGCUCGUCCAACUCUUGGAGGAUCCACUCAAUAUCCCUAUCCCCGCAGGCUAAGAACUGGAAGGGCCCCAUCAAAAAAUGAUCCCAGCACUGAGAGCAGACUCCCUCCAGAACAAGCCUUUUCGAUCUAUGUUCCCAGAGAUGAUCGAUUUGGAGACCAGAAGCUGUUUGAGUUUGUGCAAAAUUUUCCCAAAUCAUCCAUGAACCUUAUGAAACCAUAUGUAUCAGCGGAAUUGGAGAAAUCAGGAAAAGAAUUUGAAAGCUUCGAACAGGUACUUAAAGUACUGUACAAAGAUGGUUUUACAUUUAAUGUGCCCAUAGAGGUACUGAAAGCCAUUGCUGAGAGACUACCAAUACCAACGCCCCCAGAAAAAGGCGAUCUGCAGUUAUUGUUUCCAGUUCCUGGUGUCAUUCAAGAUAAUCUAGAUGGAUGGAUGACGGAUGAAGAAUUUGCACGAGAGAUGCUUGCCGGUGUGAAUCCCGUUUUAAUCUGCCUCCUUCAAGAGUUCCCCAUAAAAAGCACGCUAGAUAUUAAACUCUACGGUGAUCAUACAUCCAGCAUAACAAGAGAACACCUGGAGAAGAACAUGAAAGGGCUUACGGUUCAAGAGGCACUGAAUUCCAAGAGAUUAUUCAUAUUAAAUCACUACGACGCAUUCAUGCCAUACUUGAGGAAGAUCAAUGAAACUUCCAGAAAGGCUUACGCAAGUAGGACAAUCCUGUUCCUCCAAAAUGAUGGGACCUUGAAGCCACUUGUAAUUGAGCUUAGUUUACCUCACCCUGAUGGAGAUCACUUUGGUGCUAUCAGCAAAGUGUAUCUGCCUGAAACUGAAGGUGUUGGGGGUACCAUUUGGCAAUUGGCUAAAGCAUAUGUAGUUGUGAAUGACACAGGCUAUCAUCAACUAGUCAGUCACUGGCUGAAUACUCAUGCUGUGAUGGAGCCGUUUGUUAUUGCAACAUAUAGGCAACUCAGUCAACUGCACCCUAUGUUUAAACUUCUUCAUCCUCAUUAUCAUGACACCUUGUUUAUCAAUGCACUUGCUCGCCAAAACUUAAUCUCUGCAGAUGGAAUUAUAGAGAACUCAUUCUUGCCUGGAAUAUAUUCAAUGGAGAUGUCAUCUGUGGUUUACAAGAGUUGGAAUUUUCUUGACCAAGCCUUACCUGCUGAUCUCAUCAAGAGAGGAAUGGCGGUGGAGGAUCCAACUGCUCCGCAUGGGCUUCGCCUUCUGAUAGAGGACUACCCUUAUGCUGUAGAUGGGCUCCUGAUAUGGGAUGCUAUAAAGACUUGGGUUCAUGACUAUGUCUCUUAUUACUAUGAGUCAGAUGAGAUCAUUAAGCAGGAUCCUGAGCUACAAUCAUGGUGGAAAGAACUCGUAGAAGUAGGUCAUGGUGACCUUAAAGACAAGGACUGGUGGCCUGAGAUGCAGAUUCGUCAAGAGCUAAUCCACUGUUGCACUAUUAUCAUAUGGAUAGCUUCAGCUCUGCAUGCAGCUGUGAAUUUUGGACAGUACCCUUAUGGAGGUUAUAUCUUAAACCGUCCUACUCUCAGCAGAAGGUUGAUGCCUGAGAAGGGAACUCAAGAAUAUGCCGAGAUGGUGGAGAAUCCAGAGCUAGCUUUCUUAAAAACAAUCACGCCAAAGUUUGAGACUCUUCUUGAUCUGUCAAUUAUAGAGAUACUGUCAAGCCAUACCACCGAUGAGGUUUAUCUUGGAACCAAUAGUAUCCCUUACUGGACAUCUGAUGCUAAAGUGUUGGAGGCUUUUAAGAAAUUUGGAGACAGGCUGAAAGAAAUUGAGAAAGUAUUGAUAAGGAGGAAUGAAGAUGGGAUACUGGGAAAUAGAGUUGGGCCAGUGAUGAUGCCCUACACUCUGCUCUAUCCUAGCAGUGAACCUGGACUCACUGGAAGAGGAAUUCCAAACAGUAUCUCUAUAUGCGACGAUGUUGCAAAGAAAAGAGCAUACGUUGCAGAUCAGAAAUACAUGCAGAAGUAUGAAAGCCAUGCUCGGAAAGAUGGUAUCGGCAAAAUGUCGGCCUCCUUGGGUACCCAACAAUAUUCACACGACUUGACUUGCGACGAUUGGUCCGAGGAUAAAGGAAUUCCAGAAGCAUUUGAUUUUUUUCUUCUUGAUUAUGAGAUAUUCCUCGUGAGCCUCACUGUUCAUUUCAUCUGCAACACUUGGGUUUACCCAUACGUCCCCAUUAUACAACUCCCUCGUAUCUUCUUCAUCAACAAGCUUCCACCACAAAUCAUGAUGGAACUUAAAUACACCAUGGUCGUCGCCGGUCCUGGGGCUGAAUGCCUCGUCAUGAAUGCCAGAUUUAUCGAAGAAGACUCUUUUCCAAGCCAAAGAGCAAAUGUUGCAGAUGAGAAACAGAUGCAGAAAUAUGAACGCCAUGCUCCCAAAGGUGGUAUCAGCAGAAAGUCGUCGUCCUCCCCCUUGGGAACUCAAUCAUACGACUUUACUUACAAUUUUUGGUCCGAAGAUAAGGGAAUUCCAGUAGCAUUUGAUCUUUUGAUCCUUGAUUUUGAGAUAUUCCUUGUCAGCCUCACUGUUCAUCCCAUUCCCAAUCUUACCACUCAGCCUCUUCAUUUCAUCUGCAACUCUUGGGUUGACACAUUCAACAACACGCAUCUCACUCGUCUCUUCUUCGUCAACAAGUCAUACCUGCCGAGUCAAACACCAGGACUAUUGAGUUUUUUCCGAAAAGUAGAGCUGAAACUUUUAAGAGGAGAUAUAGAUGAAAUUCCAGUUGAUGAAGUUCGACGGGAAUGGGAUAGAAUCUAUGAUUAUGCUACAUACAAUGACUUGGGUGAUGUUGAUGCAAGUCCAGAUCUUGCUCGUCCAACUCUUGGAGGAUCCACUCAAUAUCCCUAUCCCCGCAGGCUAAGGACUGGAAGGGCCCCAUCAAAAAAUGCCGUCCCCGACGACUCCCCCCCGUCCCUCGCCUCACUCGCUCAGGCGCUCGGCGGCGUCGGCGCUCCAUCACUCAGUCACUCCCUCCUCUCACCUCUCGGCUCUCAGUCUCUCAGUCACUCCCCAAGGACCCCAACACUCAGACUCAGUCACGGACUCACGGUCUCAGUCUUCACUCUCAGAGUCUCAGUGCGACGCUCGCUGACUGUGCCUAACUCUCACUCCCUCAGUCCCUCCGACGGUCCGAACAUCACCGCUCACGGAGUCAGGGCCUCACGCUUAGGCUCUCACAGUCACGGCUCACCCUCACCUCACGGCACAGUCACCGGUCACGCAGAGGCAGAGUCCGAGAGACCGAGACAGCAGGCUCUCAUCUCACACAGACACCCCUCUGACCCUCUCUCAAGUCAGAGGCAGAGACAGAGAUCGCGUUCGCGUCGCUUGAGUCCGUCUCCCUUCUUCAUCGUCGUCGAGCUCCAGUCCGGGUUCUUCGAGCUCCAUUGCUCCAAGUCUCCCUCUUGCUCCGUCGUAUACGUUGUUAAACCAAAAUGGGUGAUGAGGCAUAAAAGAAAGUAUGUUGACAAUGCUGCUGAAAGUAAUACUAUUCAAGAUGAAUCUGCUCCACCCGUGUCUUCUAUGCCUGAAUCAAAUAAAAGGGCUAAAAAAACAACAUCUGAGGUUUGGAAGUUUUUUACUAAAAGUAUUAUAGAUGGCAAAGAAAAGGCUACAUGUAAUGGGUGUGGAAAAGUGUAUUUAGUUGGUGGUAAGGAUUAUGGGACUUCAACUCUCCGGCGUCAUGUUAAUGUAUGUGUGUCUCUUCCAAAAUAUAAGAACAUUGGUGCCAUGAUGAUAGAUCAAGCAGGGAAUGUGAGGGCUAGACAAAUUGAUCAUAACAAGGUCCGGGAUAAGAUUGCUUUUGCUAUUAUUAAACAUGAUCUUCCAUAUUCCUUUGUUGAGUAUGAUGCAAUUAGGGAUUUACUUUCAUAUUUAAAUCCUGAUUACAAGAACAUUACUAGAAAAACUGCUGUGGUGGAUGUUUGGAAUUUCUAUCUUAGUCAAAAAGAGAUCCUAAAGAAAACAUUAGCAAACAGUCUUUGUAGAGUGUGUUUGACUUCUGAUUGUUGGACUUCUAUAACUGGUGAAGGAUAUCUUUGUUUGACUGCUCAUUUUGUUGAUGAUAAAUGGAAGCUUAAUAGCAAAAUCCUUGCAUUCUCUAAGAUGGAUCCUCCUCACUCUGGGAUUGAAUUGGCUAAAAGGACACAUGAUAUAUUGAGGGAUUGGGGGAUUGAUAAAAAGGUAUUUUCUAUUACUUUGGAUAAUGCUUCAGCAAAUGAUAAUAUGCAAAAUUUGCUGAAAGAACAAUUGAAUCUGACCAAUAGCUUGAUCUGCAAUGGAGAGUUUUUCCAUGUGAGAUGUUGUGCCCAUAUCUUGAAUCUCAUAGUGCAGGAGGGCUUGAAAGUAACAAGUGAUGCUAUGCAUAAAAUUAGGGAGAGCAUUAGAUAUGUAAAGCAAUCACAGGCAAGGUUCAUUAAUUUCAAGAAAUGUUGUGACAAUGUUGGGGGUAUUGAAACUUCAAUGGGUUUGAGGCUAGAUAUAUUUACAAUUGAGUUAAUGUUAAAAUCACAUUUGGAUGAUGAAGAUCCAGUGAUUCGGGAUAUGGCUGUGAGAAUGGUUGAGAAGUUUGACAAAUAUUGGAGUGAUUAUAGUGUAAUUCUUUCUCUAGCGAUUGUUCUUGACCCAAGAAUGAAGUUUGAUGUCAUAAAGUUUUCUUACUCAAAUCUUGAUCCCAUCAAUUAUAAUGAUAAGGUUGAAAACAUUAGGAGCAAGUUAUACUAUGUUUUCAAUUAUUAUAGAAAUAUGGGAUCAUCAACUUCAUCUUCGGUCCCUUUUGUUGGAGAAUCAAGUUCAACUUCUAAUCUCAAUGUGAGAACUGAGAUGGCAGCACCACCUUCUGACUCUACCUCUCAUGAUAGUGAUGAUGAAGGCACCACCUACUUGAAAGCUUUUAGGAAAUAUCUUACAUGUAAGAGCAAAGAUGCCACAUCAAUUGAAAAGUCUGAGUUAGACUAUUAUUUGGAAGAAGUGCCCCUUGAUCCUAAUUUGUUUGUGAAAUUUAAUGUUUUGGAAUAUUGGAAGACUAAUGCAGCUAGGUUUCCAUGCCUUUCAAAGAUGGCAUGUGAUAUUCUUAGUAUUCCAAUUACUACAGUUGCCAGCGAAUCAGCUUUUAGCAUUGGUUCAAGGGUUCUCACAAAAUAUCGAAGUUCUCUUCUUCCAGAAAAUGUUCAAGCUCUUAUUUGCACUCGGAAUUGGAUUCUUGGUUUUCCUAGUGAUACAUCCGAGUCCGACACCAAGAAGAAGGACAUUGUUGAUGUUGAUCUUUUGGAUGCUUCAGAUAUUGCUUCUAAUGUUAUGUUUCUAGUUUAUGUGUUGGAUUUGCUGAUCAAAUCUAGAUUCAACCCGCACCGUUUAGCCCGCGGGUUGUGGCGGGCUGGCCCGCAACCCGCGGGCCAGCCCGUUUUCCCAGCUCUACCCAGCACUGAGAGCAGACUCCCUCCAGAACAAGCCUUUUCGAUCUAUGUUCCGAGAGAUGAUCGAUUUGGAGACCAGAAGCUGUUUGAGUUUGUGCAAAAUUUUCCCAAAUCAUCCAUGAACCUUAUGAAACCAUAUGUAUCAGCGGAAUUGGAGAAAUCAGGAAAAGAAUUUGAAAGCUUUGAACAGGUACUUAAAGUACUGUACAAAGAUGGUUUUACAUUUAAUGUGCCCAUAGAGGUACUUGAAGCCAUUGCUCAGAGGCUACCAAUACCAACGCCCCCAGAAAACGGCGAUCUGCAGUUAUUGUUUCCAGUUCCUGGUGUCAUUCAAGGUAAUCUAGAUGGAUGGAUGACGGAUGAAGAAUUUGCACGAGAGAUGCUUGCCGGUGUGAAUCCCGUUUUAAUCUGCCUCCUUCAAGAGUUCCCCAUAAAAAGCAUGCUAGAUAUUAAACUCUACGGUGAUCAUACAUCCAGCAUAACAAGAGAACACCUGGAGAAGAACAUGAAAGGGCUCACAGUUCAAGAGGCACUGAAUUCCAAGAGAUUAUUCAUAUUAAAUCACUACGACGCAUUCAUGCCAUACUUGAGGAAGAUCAAUGAAACUUCCAGAAAGGCUUAUGCAAGUAGGACAAUCCUGUUCCUCCAAAAUGAUGGGACUUUGAAGCCACUUGUAAUUGAGCUUAGUUUACCUCAUCCUGAUGGAGAUCAGUUUGGUGCUAUCAGCAAAGUGUAUCUGCCUGAAACGGAAGGUGUUGUGGGUACCAUUUGGCAAUUGGCUAAAGCAUAUGUAGUUGUGAAUGACACAGGCUAUCAUCAACUAGUCAGUCACUGGCUGAAUACUCAUGCUGUGAUGGAGCCGUUUGUUAUUGCAACAUAUAGGCAACUCAGUCAACUGCACCCUAUGUUUAAACUUCUUCAUCCUCAUUAUCAUGACACCUUGUUUAUCAAUGCACUUGCUCGCCAAAACUUAAUCUCUGCAGAUGGAAUUAUAGAGAACUCAUUCUUGCCUGGAAAAUAUUCAAUGGAGAUGUCAUCUGUGGUUUACAAGAGUUGGAAUUUUCUUGACCAAGCCUUACCUGCUGAUCUCAUCAAGAGAGGAAUGGCAGUGGAGGAUCCAACUGCUCCGCAUGGGCUUCGCCUUCUGAUAGAGGACUACCCUUAUGCUGUAGAUGGGCUCCUGAUAUGGGAUGCUAUAAAGACUUGGGUUCAUGACUAUGUCUCUUAUUACUACGAGUCAGAUGAGAUCAUUAAGCAGGAUCCUGAGCUACAAUCAUGGUGGAAAGAACUUGUAGAAGUAGGUCACGGUGACCUUAAAGACAAGGACUGGUGGCCAAAGAUGCUGACUCGUCAAGAGCUAAUCCACUGUUGCACUAUUAUCAUAUGGAUAGCUUCAGCUCUGCAUGCAGCUGUGAAUUUUGGACAGUACCCUUAUGGAGGUUAUAUCUUAAACCGUCCUACUCUCAGCAGAAGGUUGAUGCCUGAGAAGGGAACUCAAGAAUAUGCCGAGAUGGUGGAGAAUCCAGAGCUAGCUUUCUUAAAAACAAUCACACCAAAGUUUGAGACUCUUCUUGAUCUGUCAAUUAUAGAGAUACUGUCAAGCCAUACCACUGAUGAGGUUUAUCUUGGAACCAAUAGUAUCCCUUACUGGACAUCUGAUGCUAAAGUGUUGGAGGCUUUUAAGAAAUUUGGAGACAGGCUGAAAGAGAUUGAGAAAGUAUUGAUAAGGAGGAACGAAGAUGGGACACUGGGAAAUAGAGUUGGGCCAGUGAUGAUGCCCUACACCCUGCUCUAUCCUAGCAGUGAACCCGGACUCACCGGAAGAGGAAUUCCAAACAGUAUCUCUAUAUGAAGAAGUCGCUUGGGCAUCCUUUAAGUAUGUAAGGAACUAGGGGUUCUAUUUGGAUUAUCGUUGUUUGUUAAUGUGUCUCGUUUGGCAAAAUUAAAAGGGGUCGUAUGUGUGUGUGUAUUUGGCUCUUGUAAUGUGGGCAGGUCAUUGUAUUGGCCUUUGUACUGUGUUCCAUUUGGGUCUCGUUUUGAAAGCAUAAAUAAUACUACCUUUUCCUUUGAGAAA
Molecule: messenger RNA, 8074 nt
Organism: Neltuma alba
Lineage: Eukaryota; Viridiplantae; Streptophyta; Magnoliopsida; Fabales; Fabaceae
Exons: 26
Coding region: 95-7852 (2585 amino acids)
Biological process (GO): lipid oxidation
Molecular function (GO): protein dimerization activity; DNA binding; metal ion binding
Source: RefSeq, a predicted model, not a curated record